Messenger RNA from Hypoxylon fragiforme, 11454 nucleotides. RefSeq lists its product as uncharacterized. NCBI's taxonomy places the organism in Eukaryota, Fungi, Ascomycota, Sordariomycetes, Xylariales, Hypoxylaceae. Gene Ontology annotation, biological process: DNA repair; regulation of DNA-templated transcription. Gene Ontology annotation, molecular function: transcription coregulator activity; protein binding. The record is from RefSeq and is a predicted model, not a curated record. Gene Ontology annotation, cellular component: SAGA complex; NuA4 histone acetyltransferase complex; nucleus. Bases 1 to 11454 code for a protein of 3817 amino acids. The transcript has 2 exons.
AUGCCAAUAUUCGUUAUCAUCCUCAGAGGACCAUGUCUUCUCCACAGCACAUCACCGGAGCAGAAACUCAGGAACUGCGUCCUCGAGAUUCUGCACCGAUUACCUACUUCUCAACCUCAAACGUCACCGGAACCCUUUGAACCCUACGCCGAAGAGAUAGUUGACAUCCUAAUGACCCUGGUUCGAAAUGAUAACGAAGAUAAUGCUACACUAUGUGUGAAGAUCAUAUCAGAUGUCAUGAGGCAUCAGCCUAAGGUGCUGCAUGUGAAAGUUCAACCAUUCUUGGACUUGAUCCAGGAACUUUUCGAGCAGAUGGAGAAAGUUGUGAGAGAGCAACUCGAUAGCCCAACCAUUCCGUUCAACGCAUCGGGGCCACCAUCUACGCCUGGUAGCACGCAGACAAACUUCCAGUCGCCGCGCCCAGGAUCACCAGUCGCAUCAGUUACAGACUUGGGUCAGGAUCUUCAACAGCAGAGCCGGCCUUUGUUAAAAGGGAUGCAGUCCUUCAAGGUUCUAUCCGAAUGCCCAAUCAUUGUCGUUUCCGUUUUUCAGACAUAUCGAAAUAUCAUUCAGCAGAAUGUAAAGGCAUUCGUUCCCUUGAUUAAGGCUGUACUGUGCCUCCAGGCCAAGGCACAGGAACAGGCCCACAGCGAGGCGAAAUCUAAAGGGGUCGUAUUUGCAGGAGUUAGCCCGAACAUCAAGAAUCGUGCGGCUUUCGGGGAAUUCAUCACAGCUCAAGUGAAAACGAUGAGCUUUUUGGCAUACCUACUUCGCCAAUAUUCUAGCCAGCUUGCCGAUUUCCUACCGACGCUGCCUGAGAUUGUGGUUCGGCUACUCAGGGACUGCCCAAGAGAGAAGUCCGCAGCUCGUAAGGAGCUGCUAGUUGCGAUACGUCAUAUCAUAAAUUUCAACUUCCGGAGGAUUUUCCUUCCGAAGAUUGAUGAGCUCUUAGAAGAGAAGACGUUGAUUGGAGAUGGCUUGACGGUUUACGACACUCUUAGGCCACUGGCAUAUAGUAUGCUGGCCGACUUGAUACACCACGUUCGGGAGUCGCUCUCCCCAGAGCAAAUCCGAAAGACGGUUGAGGUUUAUACGAAGAACUUGCAAGACAAUUUCCCGGGCACCAGCUUUCAGACGAUGAGCGCGAAGCUAUUAUUGAACAUGGCAGAAUGCAUAUCAAAAAUGCAAAAUAAAGCUGACGCUCGACAUUACUUGCUCAUGAUUCUCAAUGCCAUUGGCGAUAAGUUUGCGGCAAUGAAUAGACAGUACCCCAAUGCCGUAAAGCUUUCUAAGCUCUAUGCGCAGCAAGCUGCCGACCAGGUCCCUGAUACAUAUCUUGCAGACAAGGAACAUCAUCCGAUGUGGGACGAAACCGAUAUCUUCACAGCCAUGCCGAUAAAGACAUCUAACCCUCGAGACCGUGGCACUGACCCAGUUGCGGAUAACAAGUUCUUGUUCAAGAACCUGAUGAAUGGCCUCAAAAACACGUUCUAUCAGCUAAGAACAUGUAAUGCCUCAAUACAGAUCGACCCCAAGAAUGCGCCAGCACAUUGGCAGGAUGUGUCGUACGGGUUUUCUGCCGAGGAGGUCAAGGUUAUUGUUAAGCUCUUCCGAGAAGGGGCUUACGUUUUCCGAUACUACGAGAUCGAAAAGCCGCUCGCCGAAUCACAAUACGCCUCCCCAGUUGAAUAUAUGGCUAAUUUCUAUAUGGUUUCAAGUAGCAAGGAGGAGAAAGACCUCCUGGAAACCUUUGCGACCGUAUUCCAUUGUAUUGACCCAGCCACCUUCCACGAAGUGUUCCAGCAGGAGAUUCCUCGCCUCUACGAAAUGAUUUUCGAACAUACCGCUCUCUUACAUAUUCCUCAGUUCUUCCUAGCGAGCGAAGCCACGUCACCGAGCUUUUGUGGCAUGCUCCUAAAAUUUUUGAUGGAGCGGAUUGACGACGUUGGUUCAGCUGACGUGAAACGAUCGUCUAUCCUCUUACGGCUAUUCAAGCUUGCGUUCAUGGCAGUGACCCUGUUCGCGAAUCAAAACGAACAGGUUCUUCUUCCACAUGUUGUGGAUAUUGUCACCAAGUCGAUCGAUCUAUCAACCAAGGCCGAGGAGCCUAUGAAUUAUUUUCUACUCCUUCGUUCGUUAUUCAGAAGCAUUGGCGGCGGGAAGUUUGAACACCUCUAUAAGCAGAUAUUGCCUCUCCUAGAAAUGCUUCUUGACGUUCUCAACAAUCUUCUGAUGGCAGCGCGGAAACCGACAGAACGGGAUCUCUAUGUUGAGUUGUGUCUCACGGUACCGGCACGCUUAAGUAACUUGUUGCCCCAUUUAAGCUUCUUGAUGCGUCCCUUGGUAGUCGCACUCAGGGCCGGUACGGAUCUUGUAGGUCAGGGACUUAGGACCCUCGAGCUCUGUGUAGAUAACCUCACUGCAGACUACUUGGACCCUAUAAUGGCACCAGUCAUAGAAGAUCUAAUGAACGCGCUCUUCGAACACCUUAAACCGCACCCAUACAGUCAUUUCCACGCCCACACCACAAUGCGUAUCCUCGGUAAACUUGGUGGCAGGAACCGAAAGUUCAUGACGGAAGCGCUCCCUGUUAACUAUCAGAAGUAUGCCGAUGACCCCUCUAGCUUCGAUAUGCGACUUAUAGGGUCAAAGAGGGAUCGUGCAUUUCCAGCCGAACUCGGGGUAGAUUUUGCUAUUCGUAAAUUGACUGAGAUCCCGAAGCCUUCAAAGGCCAACGCAGGACGACAGUUUGACGGAUACUAUAAAAAGCAGGCGCUGCAGCUAAUCAAAUCUCAGCUGAAACUACGUGUUGGGGUCGAUCAUCUGCCUGAAGACCUUCCUCGCUUGGUUCGUCUCCAGGCACAGGAUCUUCUCGCUCGGAAACCAGCGGCUGACUUUGCGGUAUUCAACACAUCGGACCGAGAGCGAUCUGUUGCCAAGAAGGACGAACAAGACGACAUCAUGAAGCGGCUAAUCAAGGCUAUCAUGUAUGCCGAGUCACUGCCCGAGUUCCGCGAAGAAGCUGAUGUUUUUCUCAUGAAUUUGUGUCGACAUUUCACUAUCAUUGAGAUCGGGCGAGGCCUUGUGGACGUUAAAAAGGAGUUGAGCCUUUUCGAUGCGCGAGCAGGAGAAGGGCCCCUUUACAUUGAUACGCGGGUUCUUGCGGAUGCUAUCGUCGAGUCACUCGCCUCGGAUCUACCCGACGUGCGAGAUGCUGCGUUCCGGGCGAUCCGCGCUGUCUACGAUUCUACUGUAACCAUUUUUGGAUCUGAGGCCCAUGUUGGCCGACUGGGAUUUUUCAACCAUCUGAGCAGGACGUUUUGUCAUGCUUGUAACGAGGAAGAGUGGUAUACGAAGACGGGUGGUAGCCUCGGCAUCAGAUACCUUCUUGUUGAAGUCGAUCUUGGGGAUGCUUGGGUCGCAGCUAAGCAAAUGGACUUCAUUCGAGCCUUGAUGUAUGUGAUUAAGGAUAUGCCGCAGGACUUACCGGAGAAGACUAGGAACUCAGCCCAGACAACACUUGAGUCCCUCCUCAGGAGAAUCACAACAAACGUGAAGAAAGAAGAUGCUUUACCUACCCCUGCACAGCCAGGCCAACCUCAUCCCAAGCCCUCGCGCCUAACCCAAAUUUGUGUUCUAUUCAACGAUGAGCUGUCUCACAUGAACAAACACGUUCGGGGUACAGCUAGGCGGUCGCUUGAAAUCAUAGCUCAUGCUGCUGGAGUAGAGAUCUGGGAGCUUCUACAACCUCACAAAGAUCGGCUAUUACAGCCCAUUUAUGCCAAACCCCUCCGGGCAUUACCGUUUUCGACACAGAUCGGAUACAUCGACGCGAUUGCUUAUUACAUGAGCUUAAAACCAGAUUUCGUCUCUUUUGAUGAUCAUCUCAACCGUCUACUUAUGGAGUCCCUAGCUUUAGCUGAUGCUACUGACGAGUCUUUGGCUGGUAAACAUGCCGAAUUCCGCACGCAUGAAUCGAUCGUGAACCUUCGGGUUUCUUGCAUCAAAAUAUUAAGCAGGGCGAUGGGAUUUGAUGAUUUCCAAAAAGGACAGGCCAAUCCAACUCGCACCAAGAUUGUAUCAGUCUUCUUCAAGUGCCUAUACUCGGAAUCCAAACCGACUAUCGAGGCGGCCAAUGACUCUCUAAAGGCGGUCCUUUCUCAAACCAAUAAGCUUCCGAAGGACCUGCUACAGCAAGGACUCAGACCUGUUUUAGCCAAUCUACAGGACCCUAAACGACUAAGCACUCACGGCCUAGAUAACCUUGCAAGGCUUCUGCGUCUCCUUACUACCUACUUCAAAGUAGAAAUCGGCGCUAGGCUGUUGGAUCACAUCAAGGUUCUUGCAGACCCGAACCUUCUUCAACAAAUAUCGUUCACCUUCUUCGAGCAGCACAGUCAAAUGAAGGUCGUUGCAGCCGUUUUCAACAUUUUUCACUUGCUACCACCUGCCGCCGAGCAGUUCAAAGAGCGGUUGAUCGAUACUUGCUUGGAGCUUGAGGACAAGCUGCGCCGCACGCACCACAGCCCUUUCCGACCCCCCUUAUUUAAAUACCUGAAUCGAUACCCUGCGGAAGUUUGGAACUUUCUGCUGAGUAAACUGGAGGACUUGAAAUACGGCCGAUUCUUAGCCCAGGUUCUUCAAGAUCCGGAAAGCAAGCCUUUGAGGGAGCACGCUGCUGCUAAUAUCGAUGGGUUGAUCUCCAUUUGCACCCAAGUUGUCAAUGCCGGAAAAGAGACCAGGUUCGUGGCGGUUGUGAACACUAUUAACAUCUUGAACUCCUUGAGCCAACACGCCAACACUCAGAAUUGGCUGGAGCGCAAGGACACGAUCUCGUGGCUAAGACAGACGGGCAAAGAUUUGGAACGCCAUCUACGAAAAAACAGUCUCCCCCCAGCUCUACGGCUCCCAGCCGACCAAGCAGCAGAACAACUUAUGGGCAUCUUUACCAAAGCCCUGUCUCUAAAUCCUAGGGAUUUGGAUGCUCUUUUCAGUCUCGUGGAUUCUGUUACAGCAGAAGAGUUGCGCGCCACGCCAUCCUUGUUUGAUUUCCUCUACAAGUAUGUUAUAUCCUGUGAAUCUCUUGAGUACUGGAAAUCGGUGGUCCUUCGCUGCCUGGACAUAUACGCAGGAAGGAGCUCAACUCAGAAGACCAAGUGUUUCCUGCUACAUAAUGUCGUUAAUCCAAUUGUUGCGAUGGACGUUAUGCGACACUGGAAUCAGCCGAGAGCACAGAGAUUAGUAGAUCGGGCCGUCAUCGAAUCCAUCAAUGUCAAGAUAUGGAAAGUUAAUCCCGGUGACCCUCAAGAUGACUUGGCACAGCCAGGUAUUGAUCACACAAGAAUGGAAGUCCUCCAACUUUCGGCGAUGUUAGUCAAGUAUCACCAUUCCAUCCUACAAGAUGCGAGGAAAGACAUCAUUAAGUUUGGCUGGACCUACAUCAGAUUAGAUGAUGUGAUCAACAAGCAUGCCGCCUAUGUUGUGAUAGGAUACUUCAUUGCGCAUUACGAGACGCCUCCGAAGAUUGUCACCCAGGUGUACUACUCACUUCUCAGGACGAAUCAGAAUGAAGGGCGCGCCCUGGUUACUCAAGCCCUUGAACUAAUGGCCCCGGUAUUACCUCAGCGUUGUACGGCCAUGCCGGGCGACCGUAACGCUGGAGAACGUAAUGCCGUCUGGGCUAUGGCACCGCGUCGUAUCUUGGCUGAAGAAGGGCAGAACGUUCAGCAGAUGACCAGCAUUUUUCACUUCCUUGUUAGGCAUCCCGAUCUAUUCUAUGAAUCCAGGGAUAAAUUUGCACUCCUGAUUAUCACAUCUCUGCGAAAGGUUUCUCCCUUCGUUUCAUCUUCGACCGAAAGUAAAAGACUCGCUUUAAAUAUGAUGUGGCUCAUUUGGCAGUGGGAAGAAAGGAGAGUUGAUGGUAAAAUCAGCGACUCAAAGAGGACGUUGUCCGAGUCUCCAAUCUCCAAGAAGCGAAGACUAGAUGGGGAACUUAUUCAUUCUUCGCCUCCAGUCGCUCGACAGGCCGCUCCAAUCGACAGAAAUGAGUUCCAAAUUCCUUCCAGUUUCCGACACAAGAUGGUUAAGUAUCUGAUCGAAUUUAUCGCACAACUUAACGAGAGGUUCCCACUGCCCUCAGCGAAGCCAAGAGAUGCUGCAUUAUCAUCCGCUUCGGUCGUUCCAUCUGUGUCAACAGAACUAUGCAAGAAAGCAAUGGCACUUUUAUACAACCUCCUACAGCCACAAUACUGGGGUGAUCUCGAAGUUGAUCUGUUCCCGAGUAUUACUGAGGUUGUGCUGGCUAGUGAGAGGACUACUAAGAUUCUAGGCACCGACCCGGCAGACAAGGAUAAUUAUGACGAGAAGUUCGUUACUAACAUCGUCAAUACCUUACAAGUGGUACGGAUCAUUCUCAAUUUCAAGUCUGAUGAAUGGAUUCUGAAGAACAUGGCAUCUAUCCAGAAGGUUGUCGAGAAAUGCCUCAAGUCAGAAAAUCCAGAACUACAAGAUUGCCUCCACCUAGCAGACAAAAAAUACGACGAUGGGCGUGAUGUUAGGUCAACUAUUCAGAGGAUUCUUGACGCCGUGCCAGAAGAUGUGCCAAUGGAAGAUGCCGAUGGUGAAGGCGAACCAGAAGCCCCUAUCUCGGAAAUCAUCACUUUCCUGUCUACCAUCGCCACGGAGUCCUUGGCAAAUGCCAACUACGUGUCAGGGGUUAACAUAUUAUGGUCUCUAGGCCAACGCAAACCAUCGAUUAUCGAGCAACACAUUGUUUCCUUGAUGAAGGCCUUACAAACUAAACUUGCCAGAGAGCAUGUCCAGCAUUAUACUAGCGCGGCUACACAUCAGCAGGCGAUGGGCCCAGGUGCCAUACGAGCCCAAGAUCCGAAUGCUCAGUCCGGAGAAUUGUCACCGUACGACCUCAAUAUUCAGACGGAUCUGAUGAUCAAAGCUAUCCAGGUGACCGCCAUGCGGAUGGAAAUACUUGGCGACCAUCGCCGACCCUUCUUAAGUGUGUUGGCCACUCUAGUAGAGAAAUCACAGCACAUACCUCUCUGUGAGAAGAUCCUUGAUAUGGUAGAGGGCUGGGUGUUCCGAUCUGAAGGAACAUGGCCAACGCUCAAAGAGAAGACGGCCGUAUUGCACAAAAUGCUCUCGUUCGAACAUCGAAGUGACCCAACAAUGUUGACGAAAUUUCUCGAAUUGGUCAUCCGCAUCUACGAAGAUCCAAAGAUCACGCGAACCGAACUCACUGUGCGUAUGGAGCAUGCUUUUUUGAUAGGAACUCGAGCACAAGACGUCGAGAUGCGCAACCGGUUUUUGACUAUAUUUGACAAGAGUUUGUCUAAGACAGCUACGGCUCGUCUGUCCUAUGUCAUCUGUUCGCAGAACUGGGAUACACUUGCCGACUCCUUUUGGUUGUCUCAAGCCAUCCAGCUUCUCCUAGGAGCUGUAGAGAUGAACUCUAGCAUUCAGCUACACCACCAGGAUUUCCGCACGCUUCCAGCAUCUGUCGUUUUCGGAACCUACGCCAAGGACACCAGAGAGCCCGCUACAAUGAUUGAUGACAAAUAUGAAAUAUUUAUGGCGAACCAUCGACGUUUUGUCGCAGAAUUGGGGGACGUAAAGGUUCGAGACAUCGCAGAGCCACUAACUCAGCUUCAACACAUUGACCCCAAUCUAUCCCACGACCUUUGGGUAACUCUAUUCCCCAUGUUUUGGUCUGCCACCGCGAGAGACGAAAAGACAGAGUUGGAGAAGGGUUUGGUUGUACUCCUUUCGAAAGACUUCCACUCUCGUCAGAUCGACAAGAGACCUAACGUGGUGCAAACCUUGAUUACGGGUGCCGCCAAGGCCUGGCCCGAAUGCAAGAUUCCCCCUCAUAUCCUCAAAUUCGGUGCAAAAACGUACGAUGCUUGGUAUACUGCAUUGGUACAACUCGAGAAUGCGGCGAUCAAGCCAGAUGUCGACUCGCCUAAGGUGCGAGAGAGUAAUCUUGAUGCGUUGGUUGAACUGUACUCGAGCCUGAAGGAAGAUGAUCUUUUCUACGGCACCUGGCGUCGGCGAUGCCAGUUUGUUGAGACCAAUGCUGCCCUAUCCUACGAACAGAAUGGGAUGUGGGACCAGGCACAGAAAAUGUACGAGGCGGCUCAAAUCAAAGCUCGGACGGGCGUUAUCCCAUUCUCCCAGGGUGAAUACAUGCUCUGGGAAGAUCAUUGGGUCCUUUGUGCGCAGAAACUUCAGCAGUGGGAAAUCUUGCAGGACUUUGCAAAGCACGAGAACCUCCAAGAUCUUCUACUGGAAUGUGCUUGGCGAAGUAUCGACAUGUGGCAAACCCAAGAGCAGCGCGAGAGUUUGGACAUGCUCAUUAAGGGAGUCAUGGACGCUCCCACGGCUCGUCGGGCUUUCUUCCAGAGUUUCAUGUCGUUGCUGAAAUUCCAUAAUAAACAAGAGACUGUUCAAGACUUUGGCCGUGUCUGCGAUGAAGCUAUACAGCUAUCCAUAAGAAAGUGGCACCAGCUUCCAAAACGUCUCACUGCGGCUCAUAUUCCUCUACUCCAUAACUUCCAACAGCUCGUUGAACUGCACGACGCCAGUGUAAUUUGCCAGAGUUUGGCCAACACGAACCAGGGGAACCUGGACGUGAAGUCGGGUGAGCUGAAGCUGCUCCUUGGGUCUUGGAGGGACAGACUACCCAACAUAUGGGACGACAUAACCGAUUGGCAGGAUUUGGUUACUUGGAGACAGCACAUCUUCGGGCUAAUCAACAAUACCUAUCUCCAGCUUCUUCCUCAACAGGGCCAAGGAGCAAACGGUGCCUCAUUCGCGUAUCGUGGGUACCAUGAAACCGCGUGGAUUAUCAACAGAUUUGCGCACGUGGCCCGCAAACACAACCUCCCUGAUGUGUGCAUUAAUCAGCUCAGUCGUAUCUAUACACUCCCCAAUAUAGAGAUUCAAGAAGCGUUCCUCAAGCUCAGGGAGCAGGCACGUUGUCAUUAUGAGAAUCCCUUGGAGCUUUCCAGUGGGUUGGAUGUUAUUAAUAACACCAACCUCAACUAUUUCAAUAACCAGCAAAAAGCCGAGUUUUUCACCCUGAAGGGAAUGUUCCUUGAGAAGCAGAGUAAAAAGGACGAGGCGGACGCAGCUUAUGGCACAGCAUUGUACUACGACAUCGGCAAAGCCAAAGCCUGGGCAGAAUGGGGUUACUUCAACGAUCGCAAGUUUAAGGAGGAUCCUACGGAUAUGAAUUCAGCCAGGCAAGCCUUAACUUCGUAUCUACAAGCCAUUGGUAGCUACAAGAGCGGCAAGGCCCGGAAACUGAUUGCACGCAUUCUCUGGCUUUUAAGUUUGGACGACUCGAAUGGAAGCAUUGCUGCCGGUUUCGAUGAUUACAAGGGAGAAACCCCUGUGUGGUAUUGGAUAACUUUCAUACCACAACUUCUGACCGGCAUGGCCCAUAAAGAGGCCCCCAAGGUCCAUGCGAUCCUUCUCAAGAUAGCCAAGGCAUACCCGCAGUCCUUGUAUUUCCAAUUAAGGACAAACCGAGAAGACAUGCUUGCUAUCAAGAAAAACCAGGAAGCCAAGGAGAAGGCACGGCAGAGGGUAUCGGGACCAUCCGCCGGCAAGCCACCGAGCGGCUCACCAUCACUUACCAAACAGGAAAAUACUCAGGCGAAACAAGAGUCAUCUUCCAGACCGGCGACCGCAAAUGGCGAGGUCAAGAUAGAUUCAUCUGAGGCCAAUGCCACGCCUGGGCCAAAUGGCGACCAACAACCCAACGGCGCUGCUUCGGUACCUGCCCAGAAAAGACCCCCGUGGGAGCUGACGGAAGAGAUUAUGUCUGUUCUCAAGACGGCUUUCCCUCUACUUGCACUCUCCAUGGAGACGAUGGUGGACCAAAUCCAGAAGUAUUUCAAGUGCCCUCCUGAUGAGGAUGCAUAUCGUCUCAUAGUCGCACUCCUAAACGACGGUUUGGCAUAUGUGAGCCGGAUGCCCGCUUCUUACGCAAGAGAUGUGAAGCUUCCGGUCGCUACCGAGACCAACAUCACUCGUUUCGCCGAGACCAUUCUCCCUGCACACAUCAAAAAAUCAUUCGAGGCCGACUUCGUCCAAGUGAAGCCAACGAUGUACGAGUACAUCCACAAACUUAGAAAGUGGCGUGAUAAGUUCGAGGAGAAGCUUGACCGCAGAAAUCCAAAAGCUUACUUGGAAUCGUACUCACGUCACCUCAGCGAGUUUCGUUAUCAAAAGUUCGAUGACGUCGAGGUGCCUGGUCAGUAUUUGCAGCAUAAGGACAAGAACCAAGAUUUUAUUCGGAUCGAUCGCUUCCUACCUAACGUAGAUCUUGUUCGAGGCAUUGGUGGCUCCUAUCGGCGGUUGAAGAUCCGUGGUCACGAUGGUAGUGUUCACUCAUUUGCUGUUCAGCACCCAGCAGCGCGACACUGUCGACGAGAAGAGAGGAUUUUGCAACUGUUCCGACAUCUGAACGAGACACUUGCCAAAAAGAAGGAAAGCAGGCGUCGUGACCUGCAGUUCACAGUGCCAUUGAUGGUCCCUCUUGCUCCUCAUAUAAGAAUUGUACAGGAGGACACAUCCUAUAUCACACUGCAGGGAAUCUAUGAAGAUCAUUGUCGGCGUAACUCAAUGCUUAAAGAUGAUCCUGUCAUGUUCACCAUGGAUAAGCUGAGAAAUCUCAUCGACCCUAAGGCGACUGUAAGUACUAUUGGUCUUAAUUCCAAGUUAGCAGGCCCUGACAACUCCCUGCAGAAGCCCCCUGAGCAGACGGCGACGGCCCGCCUAGAAGUAUUCACGGCCAUACAAGAGAAGUGGGUGCCUCACACUAUCGUCCUCGACUACUUCCAGAGCAUCUUCCCCGAGUUCUCCGAGUUCUGGUUAUUCCGACGCAGAUUCUCCUACCAACUCUCAGCACUCACGUUCAUGACAUAUAUACUAUACAUGACCGGAAGGUAUCCCCACAAGAUCAACAUCGCCCGUGGUUCAGGCAAAAUAUGGGGUUCUGAGCUUAUGUCAUUCAUGGCACCUGGCAAGCCUUUCUUCCACAACCCGGAGCCUGUUCCUUUCCGUCUCACCCCCAAUCUCCAGACCCUCAUGGGACCUCUAGCAACGGAAGGCAUAUUCAGCUGCUCGAUCAUGGCCAUCGCACGUUGCCUAACUGAACCCGAAUUCGAGCUGGAGCACGCAUUGACCUUAUUCGUGAGAGAUGAAGUGAUCUUCUGGUUUACCAGCAGCCAUCGUACUAUUCAUCUCAACGAGAACCAACUCCGCGAUACGGUCCAGACCAAUUGCGAUAUGAUAGUCAAGCGUGCCGUCAGUCUAGCUCGUCGUCCCGAGGGUACCCUGCCUGCGAACCAAACUGUUAUCGACCUGAUCGCUCGCGCUGUCAACCCCAUGAACCUUGCACAGUGCGAUGCCCUUUGGAUGCCCUACCUCUAA